AUGGCAGACGAUGAGGGUGCAUCUCCCCGCGAAUUGGUCGUCGAGGCCUGCCGACGGGACCAACAACAUCUCAUCGAACAAGUUCUCGAUAGCAUGUCGGAGAAAACCAACGAGGAGGUAGCGGAGUUCUUCAAUAAUGUCAAAGAUGCACUGGGAAACUAUGCCCUACAUAUUUGCGCCAUGUAUGGUAGCUUCGAUGUCAUGGACUCCCUUUUCGAUAUCCAAUACUUCGAAUGCGACCCCCUAACCCGCCUCGACCAAGAUACCCCACUCCAUGUAGCAGCCCGUUUUGCCAACGAGAAAGACCCAGACUUGGGUUUGGAGAUGAUUGAAAUGAUGUGCGAUGCAGGCUGCGACCCGCGAGUGCGAAACAAACACGGUCAGAAACCGGUGGAUCUUGUCUAUGGCGAUCAUAAGGAUAUCAAAUCUGCUCUUCAGAAAGCUGAGUAUAUCUUGAAUGAGAAUAUACAGGUUAAUGAGGAUGAGGAUGCAGAGGGUGACGCUGGUAGUGCUAGUGAUAGCGACUAG
Messenger RNA from Talaromyces marneffei, 528 nucleotides. RefSeq lists its product as uncharacterized. Lineage: Eukaryota; Fungi; Ascomycota; Eurotiomycetes; Eurotiales; Trichocomaceae. Gene Ontology annotation, molecular function: protein binding. Bases 1 to 528 code for a protein of 175 amino acids. The record is from RefSeq and is a predicted model, not a curated record. The transcript is spliced from 3 exons.